AUGUUUCUGAUCCAAGCUACCUGAUGAUGGCAGUAAUGCACUGUUAAGUGCGGUUGCCAGUAAAAGAAAGAGGAAGAAGAAGAAGAGAGAGGUUGGAAGCAGGGAGUAGCAGGACUUAAGGUCACUACAAGCUCUUCAUCCAGUCAACAACCGGAUAGAACCAAGACCCCGCCCUUCCUUUUUGCUUUUUCGAUUAUCUGUUGCACUUUGGAUGUACAGCACAAUACAAAAGAAAGAUCUUUCACUACUUCCGUCUCUUUGUGACUUUAAUGUACGUUCAUGGUCUUACUUCAUGGAAGAAUUUAUAUGUUUUGUCUCUCUCCUCUGUUCACCUCUUUUGUUUUCCCGAAAACACUGAUUAGGCCUGGAUUUGGUGGCCGGAAGGAAGGAGCAGCGUGGCAUCCCUCUCCUCCUCUCAUGUCCCCUCCCUGUGUGUCCUUGCAUGUCAGUGUCCCCUCGUCAUCCCCCCUGUGUCUCACCCCACCAGCCCACUGUGUUCCUCCCCCUCAUGCUUGGGACAGACUGGCCUCACUGUCAGACCAAUGACUGCCUGGAUAAUACUGCCUGUCAGCCUGGCUGCCUUCUCUAUCACUGGGAUAUGGAUAGUAUAUGCUAUGGCUGUAAUGAACCACCAUGUUUGUCCUGUUGAAAACUGGUCGUACAAUGUGACAUGCACAGAGGAAACAGCCAAGCCGGGCUUCCCAAAAACAUGCUGCACCAUUCAAGACAUCCCCCUCAUCAGUAAGUGUGGAUCUUACCCUCCCGAGAGCUGUCUUUUCAGUCUCGUUGGUAAUGUGGGAGCUUUCAUGGUGGUGUUGGUGUGUCUGCUACGGUAUGCUCAGAUCAUUGAGCACAGGAACCACUGUUGGCUCAACACCAGUGGACUUGUGUCUGGAUGCACCAAUGCUGUGGGACUGGUCAUGGUGGGCAACUUCCAGGUGGACCACGCUAAAACACUUCACUAUGUAGGUGCGGGUGCUGCCUUCCCAGCAGGCAUUCUGUUCGUGUGUUUGCAGUGUUUGCUGACCUACCGGGUGGCUGUCACCGCUCUGGACUACUGGAUGGCUCAUGUGCGUGUGGCACUGGCUACUGGUGCUCUCAUCACACUGGUUCUCAGUGGGAUAUUCUUCAUCCACGAGAGCUUUGUCUUACAACACGCAGCGGCCAUCUGUGAGUGGGUCUUCACUGUAGUCAUCCUCGUGUUCUACGGGACUUUCACCUAUGAGUUUGGCACCGUCACAACUGAGACCAUGUUGGCCGGCCUCCAGCGGAACCUCUCGCACGGGCCUGGCGUCAUGAUCGGAGACGACAUCCAAGCAGACUCCCUAGGAGGCACCACCACAAAGGGUUUGAAAUCUCCAGGUGGAAGCAGCACCUCCACCCAUCUGAACUGCACUCCUGAGAACAUCGCAAUGCUUUAAACACAGUCACAAACUGCCAGGUGGAAAGCCUCACAAUGGUGCACCCUACAUUUAAGACCGCACUUGAGCUGAGAUUAAAGUGAUUUAGAGGAACUGUCCAGUCUGAUUCGAGGCAGGUUAAGAGUUGAACGGGUUUACAGGUGUGACUGUUGUAUACAACCAUUUCCGAUUUAAAGUUACGUCUGAUAAAUUUCUUUUUUUCGUCCUGUUUUGCCUUGCGAUAAGCUUCUGUUGGGUUGUUUGUGGUUGAAAAGGACAGAAUGGGCUGGAUUUGAGAUCCAUUUUAAGGUUGUUGUUAGCACAUAUCCAAUGGUUUGUGAGGUCACUUUGCUGUUGCUUGAACUGUUACACUGGGCGAUGGGGGCAAUUUUUACUGUCACGUUUGCACAAAUGUUUCAGGGGUAUCUCUUUUAGAGCUUGUUACUGUUUGCCCACAAGUACUGUUGCAAAUGGAUGAUUUGCAGGUAACACAAUGAAUGAACUUGUAGAUUUAAGUUCUUUUCACUUUUAUUUGGGAUUGCAGACUAUCAGGAUCCGAGUAUUCUAUCAUUUUUGAAAUGUGAAUGUCUAAAAUAUGGAUUGAACUAUAGCCUUUGAGCACCUAUUAUUUUGGAAUAAGAAGAAAAAUACAUUAUAAUUGAAAUCUAAUUUAUAAUAUUAAGUCUCAUUCACCCAUUUUUUGUAAUGGUGGCCUUUUUAAUGAUGCAGUGGGUAAGAUAAAUGUUUUGUCAUGCUGGCUUGCUUCUGUCCUGUUUCAUUCUUGUUUUUAUUCCCUGACAAGGUGGGUUUUGUUUUAUUAUUUCGAGCAGGAGGAAGUGAUGUAAGGUGACACAAGCUCUAACCUUGCCCUUCUUGUCAGUUGAUAAGUUGUAGAAUAAUAAGUUGUAGAAUAAGUAUAUUCACAUUGACUGUACCUGUAACUUUUUAUAUAUUUUUUUUUAAAUCAAAUUUCUUUUUUUUUUCUGUCAAGGGCCAUAAAAACCACUCCAAAAUGCCACAUCCAUUCAGCGUUUUACAUUGUUAUUUUACUUGCAUAUCUUUGUUGAUUGUUUUGUGUAGUUUCGUGAUAUUAUUUACGUAAUCAGCACAUCAGUUUUUUUUUCUCUGUUGCCAAAGGAUGCAUUUAAUUUAGCUAAAUAUGUACUGUAUG
This is a messenger RNA of Sinocyclocheilus rhinocerous, 2571 nucleotides long. RefSeq names its product transmembrane protein 150A-like. Gene Ontology annotation, biological process: protein localization to plasma membrane. The coding region runs from base 543 to 1421 and encodes 292 amino acids. The transcript has 8 exons. Gene Ontology annotation, cellular component: plasma membrane. The record is from RefSeq and is a predicted model, not a curated record. NCBI's taxonomy places the organism in Eukaryota, Metazoa, Chordata, Actinopteri, Cypriniformes, Cyprinidae.